GAUAACGGCCCGCAGGUUGUGUUCGGAUAAAUUUCUACGGUGCAAAUGUCUUACUCACUUUUCCGGCCACUAUAAGAGUAGCAGAUGAGAUGGCCUCGGUUUUGUCUCUGAGAGCCCUUUCUUCAAUCUCUUCCUUCACCCUCACUGCUACUCCGUUUCUGCGACCUCCAAUUUCCUCUACCAACGCCGUCAGAUCCAAGUUACAAUUCCAUUACUUCUUGCAAAAAUCAUUUGAUAUUGAUAAGGGAAGGUGGACGGUAAGCAAACGCCGUUACCGACGAUGGGCAUCUUCCACCGAGCACGUAGGUGAGCAGUCCGACACUACUCGAGAAGCAGACGAAGAAGGAGAGGAGCAGAUAUCUAGGGCAACUUUAAUAUGGAGAGCGAUCAAGUUGCCUAUUUACACUGUUGCUCUUGUUCCCCUCACUGUGGGUACAGCAGCUGCAUAUUUGCAAGCAGGCUUAUUUUCUGCCAGACGUUAUUUUGUGCUGCUGUUUUCAUCAGUUCUAAUCAUCACUUGGCUCAAUUUAAGCAAUGAUGUUUAUGAUUUUGACACGGGGGCAGAUAAGAACAAGAAAGAAUCUGUUGUGAACAUUGUUGGCAGUCGUACAGGGACACUUAUCACUGCCUAUGCAUUACUUAUUUUUGGCUUCAUGGGACUAGCCUGGGCAUCUGCAGAAGCUGGAAAUAUACGGUCCAUAUUACUAUUGGCUUGUGCUAUUAUUUGCGGUUAUGUUUAUCAGUGUCCACCAUUUCGGCUGAGUUACCAGGGAUUGGGAGAGCCUUUGUGCUUUUCAGCUUUUGGUCCAUUUGCAACUUCUGCUUUCUACUUAAUGCAGAGUAGGAGAAGUGAGAUGCACCAUCUUCCCUUAACUGGCACAGUUCUAUCUGCAUCGCUCCUUGUGGGCUUCACAACAUCCAUGAUUCUUUUCUGCAGUCAUUUUCACCAGGUUGCUGGAGAUUUAUCUGUUGGAAAGAUGUCUCCUCUGGUAAGGAUUGGCAAUAGAACAGGAUCAAGGGUGGUGAAAGUUGCAAUUGGGACUCUCUAUUUCCUUCUGUUUGUGCUGUGUCUGAGCAAAGCCCUUCCUUUAACGUGCCUUUUUCUCUGUGCUCUCACCCUGCCCAUUGGAAAACUUGUAGUUCGCUAUGUUGAAGAAAACCACAACGAUUAUGCCAAGAUCUUCAUGGCCAAAUAUUAUUGUGUAAGAUUGCAUGCUUUAUUUGGAGUUGCAUUGGCUGCUGGGCUGGUGUGUGCUAGAACUGUGACUGGAAAAUAUGUACCAAAGCCAUUGUUUCCUUGACAUUGUCAUGCAGCUUGGCCUUCAAAUCUGGAACCUGCGAUCUGAGGGUCACUAAUUUCAAGGAUAAGAAGGGAUCAGUAUGGAAGCACUUACUGAGAGACCUCUGUUAUUGGGUACAUGUUGGAUGAUGUACUGAGAGAAGAGAACAGGAAUAGACUAGUGAUUUCAAUGCUCCAUCCCUCUGUAGUUUUUAUUAAACAGAGUGGCUCCUAUUCAAAGAUGCAUCUUCCUUCUUUGAUCCAAUGGUAAAACACUUCUCUGGUGAAGUCGGUAACUUUGAGCCCUCAGAAAAUCCUUUGGUAAGCCAGAUUACCAGUAGUGCUCGUGGAGCACCCACCCUGGGAAGCCUCAGUUGUGCUUUAUAACUAGUGGUUAUUAACCACUCAAUUUAUUGUAAAAUGAGUUCAGUUGUGAUCAAUAUGCAAAUGGUUGGUGUGGUGUAAUGGAGACUUGAACUCUGUUCUUGUUAUUUUGUUUUAGAAAUGUAUAUUGAACACAAUUCCAAUCCAUCAAUAAGGUUUUCAGGCGCUGUUUCGAUGAA
Molecule: messenger RNA, 1842 nt
Organism: Macadamia integrifolia
Lineage: Eukaryota; Viridiplantae; Streptophyta; Magnoliopsida; Proteales; Proteaceae
Product: 2-carboxy-1,4-naphthoquinone phytyltransferase, chloroplastic
Exons: 10
Coding region: 90-1301 (403 amino acids)
Biological process (GO): phylloquinone biosynthetic process
Cellular component (GO): membrane
Molecular function (GO): prenyltransferase activity
Source: RefSeq, a predicted model, not a curated record